AUGCUCGUCUCCAGUAUCGUCGCCAUCCUCGGUGCAUCCACCUUCGCCGCCGCGACCUCCGCACCACCAUCCAUAACGCCCUUCCUCACUGCCUCAGGCGCCGUUCCGACAACCCUCGUCCCCAUCACAAAACCAAUCUCCGCAUCCUCAGGCUUGACGUUCACACUGUCUUCCAACUCAUCAUCAUCGGCGCGCCCCUCGACAAUAACCUCCCGUAUCGGCGCCACGCGGACAAUCACCAUCCGACCGGCCAAGACCAACUCGUACGAAGCCUGCGGCGGCCUCCGCGCAACGCCGAAACCCUGCCCGGCCAGCUUCGAGUGCAUCAGCGACCCCUUCGUCAAGGGGUGCGGGUUGGCGUGCGACCAGCUGGGCAUCUGCGUAGUGCCCAUCAUGUGUGGCGGAAUCGCGGCCAUCAAGUGCCCCGCGGGGAAGUUUUGCGUGGACGACCCGAGGGACGAUUGCCAUCCUUCAAAGAAUGGGGCCGACUGCGCUGGGCUUUGCGUUUGA
Colletotrichum spaethianum is the source of this 510-nucleotide messenger RNA. RefSeq lists its product as uncharacterized. The record is from RefSeq and is a predicted model, not a curated record. NCBI's taxonomy places the organism in Eukaryota, Fungi, Ascomycota, Sordariomycetes, Glomerellales, Glomerellaceae. The transcript has a single exon. Bases 1 to 510 code for a protein of 169 amino acids.